GUAUUAUAUUCAAUGAACCCUGGCGUUACACACACGUUUGUUGAAUAGAACAAGCCCGCUUUGUAUUUGUGCCUGUGUCAUAUUUAUCGAACUGCUAGUGCCAGAAAAACAACAAAAAUGGCUGACAAUGAUGAGAAUGAGCAAGAGCUUUUAGAUUACGAGGAUGAGGAAGCACAAGAGACUGCCGAUGCUGGCGGAGAUGCAGUGAAACAACAGAAGGAAACCAAAGCCAAGGGUUAUGUGUCCAUCCACAGUUCAGGAUUUAGGGAUUUCUUGCUCAAACCUGAGCUCCUCAGAGCCAUUGUUGAUUGUGGUUUUGAACAUCCGUCAGAAGUUCAGCACGAAUGCAUUCCCCAAGCAAUUCUGGGUAUGGAUGUCUUGUGCCAAGCUAAAAGUGGUAUGGGUAAAACAGCAGUGUUUGUACUGGCUACCCUUCAGCAGUUAGAUCCAGUUGAUGGCCAGGUUUCUGUACUUGUCAUGUGCCACACUCGUGAGCUCGCUUUCCAGAUCGCCAAGGAAUAUGAAAGGUUCAGCAAGUACAUGCCAACCGUCAAGGUCGGUGUGUUCUUUGGAGGCCUGAGCAUCAAGAAGGAUGAGCAGACCAUCAAGACCAACUGCCCUCAUAUCGUAGUAGGGACCCCCGGAAGGACGCUGGCCCUAGGUCGUCAGAAGAUCCUCAACCUCAAGCAUGUGAAGCACUUCAUCCUGGACGAAUGUGACAAGAUGCUGGAACAGCUAGACAUGAGACGAGAUGUCCAGGAGAUCUUCCGCAUGACACCCCAUGAGAAGCAAGUCAUGAUGUUCAGUGCUACCCUAAGCAAGGAAGUGCGACCUGUCUGCAAGAAAUUUAUGCAAGAUCCGAUGGAGGUGUACGUUGAUGAUGAGACUAAGCUGACACUCCAUGGUCUUCAACAGUACUAUGUGAAGCUCAAGGACAACGAGAAGAACAGGAAAUUAUUUGAUUUAUUGGAUGUCUUGGAGUUCAACCAGGUUGUCAUCUUUGUAAAGAGUGUACAACGAUGCAUAGCCCUCUGUCAGCUUUUGGUAGAGCAGAACUUCCCUGCCAUCGGUAUCCAUAGAGCCAUGCAACAAGAUGAAAGAUUGGCGAGGUAUCAAGCUUUCAAGACCUUCCAGAAGCGUAUCCUCGUUGCAACUAAUCUCUUUGGGCGUGGCAUGGAUAUCGAGAGAGUCAACAUUGUCUUCAACUAUGAUAUGCCAGAGGACUCGGACACUUACCUCCAUAGAGUUGCUCGAGCUGGCCGUUUCGGCACCAAGGGUUUGGCUGUCACGUUUGUCUCUGACGAGGAAGAUGCCAAGACCCUAAACGAUGUGCAAGAUCGAUUUGAAGUCAACAUCGGCGAACUGCCAGAAGAGAUCGACAUUGCCUCAUACAUCGAACAAGCUUGAGCCGGACACUGGCACACA
Messenger RNA from Strongylocentrotus purpuratus (purple sea urchin), 1425 nucleotides. RefSeq names its product spliceosome RNA helicase Ddx39b. NCBI's taxonomy places the organism in Eukaryota, Metazoa, Echinodermata, Echinoidea, Camarodonta, Strongylocentrotidae. Gene Ontology annotation, biological process: mRNA splicing, via spliceosome; mRNA export from nucleus. The record is from RefSeq and is a predicted model, not a curated record. The transcript has 10 exons. Gene Ontology annotation, molecular function: ATP binding; RNA helicase activity; RNA binding. Bases 118 to 1407 code for a protein of 429 amino acids.